Messenger RNA from Ascochyta rabiei, 1383 nucleotides. Its product is annotated as UDP-N-acetylglucosamine--dolichyl-phosphatN-acetylglucosaminephosphotransferase. Gene Ontology annotation, cellular component: membrane. Gene Ontology annotation, molecular function: UDP-N-acetylglucosamine-dolichyl-phosphate N-acetylglucosaminephosphotransferase activity. NCBI's taxonomy places the organism in Eukaryota, Fungi, Ascomycota, Dothideomycetes, Pleosporales, Didymellaceae. The coding region runs from base 1 to 1383 and encodes 460 amino acids. Gene Ontology annotation, biological process: dolichol-linked oligosaccharide biosynthetic process; protein N-linked glycosylation. The record is from RefSeq and is a predicted model, not a curated record. The transcript is spliced from 3 exons.
AUGUCAACAUCAACGGCACUGACUACGACUGAGACGAUCUUACUCGUAGCACUAUCAUGGGCAAGCAUUUCAGUCUUGGCAAACACAUUUCGCGGUGAAGGCGAACCACUCGUUGCAUCAAUUGCGUUCAGUGCACUUGCAUUUGCAGCUUGCUACGCACUGAUACGAUGGCUUGGAGAUGCUUUUAUUCGGCGUGGUUUCAAAGGCAAGGACCUUUGCAAGGUCAAGAAGACCGAGAUCCCUGAGACUAUGGGUGCAGUGUGUGCCAUGGUGUAUUUGUUCAUCGUCAUAUUCUUCAUCCCUUGGCCUUUCUACAAAGAUAUUGUAGUUGCAACGUCAGGCGGUGGUAACCGAGACGUCAUCAAAGAGUUAGAAGAGGUUGAGACAGGACGUCUCCUCCACCGGUUCCCUCACAACAAGCUCGCGUCGUUCCUUGGCGCCAUACUCUCCUUGCAGUGCAUCGUGCUGCUUGGUAUCGGCGAUGACUUGUUCGACAUCAGAUGGCGGCAUAAGGUGCUCAUCCCUGCUGUCGCGUCCAUUCCAAUGCUUGUGGUCUACUGUGUAGAUUUUGGCGUGACGCAGAUGGUCGUUCCACUCCCUCUCCGACCGUACCUGGGCGAGCUUUUCGAUCUCGGCUGGCUUUACUACGUUUACAUGGCACUGCUGUCCAUCUUUUCCUCGAACAGCAUCAACAUCCUCGCGGGCAUCAAUGGCAUCGAAGUUGCUCAAUCUAUUGUCAUUGCGGUACUGAUAGCCGGCAACGACAUGCUCUAUCUGUCGCCUUUUACAAGUUACCCGCACCCAGCAACCGACUCGCAUCUUUUCUCGUUGUAUUUCUUGCUACCCUUCAUCGGAGUGUCUCUUGCUCUUCUAAUGCACAACUGGUAUCCUGCCAAGGUAUUCGUGGGCGAUACUUACUGCUACUUUGCCGGCAUGGUAUUUGCAGUGGUUGCUAUCCUGGGACACUUCAGCAAGACGUUGAUCCUAUUGCUUUUGCCGCAAGCGUUCAACUUUGUCUACUCGGCUCCUCAGUUGUUCCACCUGAUACCGUGUCCCCGACAUCGGCUUCCACGCUUCAAUGCACGGACAGGUCUCCUAGAGCCCUCGCGCGUGCAGUUCCAGAGGCCCCUUCGACGACCGAUAGCGGAGAGCCUCAAGGUACUGCACCGGCUUCGGCUGCUUGAUCUCGAGGUUGACGAGAAGGGGCAGGUGCUGUCCUCCUCCAACUUCACGCUAAUCAAUCUGUGGUUGGUGUGGUUCGGCCCCAUGCGGGAGGAUCGGCUGGCACUGGGGCUGUUGGCGUUUCAGUUCGCAGUCGGAGCAUUGGGGUUGUUCGUUCGACAUCGCAUGGCGCUGCUUAUCUUCACGGCAGACAAUUGGUAG